Macadamia integrifolia is the source of this 2302-nucleotide messenger RNA. RefSeq lists its product as uncharacterized. Gene Ontology annotation, biological process: regulation of asymmetric cell division. Lineage: Eukaryota; Viridiplantae; Streptophyta; Magnoliopsida; Proteales; Proteaceae. The transcript has 6 exons. Bases 441 to 2093 code for a protein of 550 amino acids. The record is from RefSeq and is a predicted model, not a curated record.
UCAUCUCAUCAAGCUUUAAUAAAUCGUUGUCUUUUUUCAAUCAAGUGGAGCUCAAGCAUCGAUCGUCCUUGUCUCGAUUUGAAUGGUGUUUCUCUUUCUUGGUUGCAUUGUAUUCGAGUAGCCGGAAAACUGAACAGAAAUCGGUUUCUUUGGAGAAGUGAUAGAAGUGAUCGAAGCUCCGGUGAUUGAUGCAAAGAAGAGAAAGUAUUAAGGGUUGAGCAAAUGGAGUGGAAGUAAAAUAUUAAGCAUAUUUGACGAAGGCCAUUGGGCUGUCUUUUAUUCAGAAGCGGAGCUAUAGAGGAAAAAGGACUGCGCUUUUAGACUAAUAAAAGGAGUGGAGAUUGGUUCACUUAGUUGAUGACAUCUGCUAAUUUCUUAGUCCUCAAAAUGAUGCAAGAAGCUGAUGUAAUUUAAGGACAGCCACUUAGCAUAUGUAGACCAUGAAACUUGAUAACGAGCCCAUGCAUGAUCAUUCAACUCUGGUUGUUAGGCCUGUUUCUAAAUAUUCUGUCAAUCCUUUGGAGAUGGGGGAUUUAAAAUCAGAUAAUGAGAUUUUGAAUGAAGUCAAAAACCGAAUGCCAUCUGAUGUAAAGAGCCAAAACUGUGAGAAGGAUGUAGUACAAUUACCAUCCGAGAAGCACAAUGAGGACAGAGUGGGGAAGAUACCAGUUUUACUCAAUUCCAAUUCCAUUGAGAACGAUGAUUUCAUAAAUGGGAUAGGAAAAAAGAUGGAAGAUAGUGUAGUACCUUAUACAAUUCCUUCAAACAAAGUUGAAUUGUCUGAGAAAGAAGGAGAAUGCUAUACUGAUAAGAGUGUUAUGGAAUAUGAAGUGCCUGAGAAAAUUGCAUUUUUCAAGGUGGAUGCUUAUCAUGUGGUUAAGGACAUCUGCAUUGAUGAGGGAGUCCCUUCCCUGGACAAGGUUUUGGUAGAACAUAGAAAGGAGGAUAGUAAUCAUAGCUUACAAACUUCUUAUUUAGAUUUUAAUGAAGUGAGCAAAAAAUCAGUUGACUAUCGAUCACUCAUUUCAGAAGAGAUGAAAUCUUUGGUUGUAGAUUAUCACAAUAUGGAUGUUUCCGGGCAAUGUGAUUCUGAGAACAUAUUGCAGAAAAGUGAGGAAAAUGUUGAUGCAAAAGGUGAUAUCACCCACAAUGAAUUGGUUGAACACAACCUUGAUGAGAAUGUUUGCAUGCAAUGCUGUUCUAAGAAUCAAUUGCAGAAAAGAGAGGCAAAUAUUGAUUACAAAGAUGAGAUCCCACAUGACAAGGGUGAGAGCGUAGUAACUGAAAAUAUGCUUUUGUUUCAAAAUUUGGAGAAAGAGAACUGUCACAUAGAGUCAUUAAAACUUGAGAGUAAUGAAGGCAAGAAACAUUGUGGGCAAGAGCAGCUCCACAGUCUUGAGAAUUUGUUGCAGAAAAAUGAAGGAAAUAUUGAUGCAAAUGAUGAAUCCACAAAAGGUGUCUCUGAUGUUGCUGUCCCUCUAAAUGUCCUUUUAUUGCAAGAGAUUGACAUUCAAAAUUCUCACCCUGCAUCAUCCAGUUUUAAUGGCAAUGAAGAUCAAGAACAUUCUAAGCAGGAUACAAGUAAAGAGCCAAUUGCAGCACACUGUGCUGUGUGUUCUGUGGCUGAAGAACCCAGUGAGAGAAACUGUGUCAACAACGUUCCAUUUGAUAGUAAGGUGGAGAGUGGGAGCAUCACUUUCAAUUUUGAUUCUCCAACAACAAGCAGUAGAGAGGACAGCCCACAAAAUGCUGACCACCAUCCUCGUCAGACUCUACCUGGGGGGCUUGAAGAUGGAACAUUGGAUAGUCUAACAAGUUCAAGCCGUAGCUUUUUUAUUCAACAUGGUCAUGGAGAGUCAAGUUUCUCUGCAGUGGGUCCCCUAUCAGGUCCAAUAUCACACUCAGGGCCAGUACCGUAUUCUGGUAGCAUUUCUCUCCGGUCAGAUAGCAGUACAACCAGCACUCGUUCCUUUGCCUUCCCAGUACUACCUUCAGAGUGGAACAGCAGCCCAGUCAAAAUGGCAAAAGCUGAUCGGAGACAUUUCCGGAAGCAUCGGGGUUGGAGGCUCAAUAUUCUUUGCUGUAGAUUCUGAAUACUUCUUUCAUCCACUUAGUUAAGCUCCAAUAUACAUCAUCUAAAUAGUACUUCUCAUAAAUAUUUUCAGUCCCUUCUACCCAGGCUUGGUGUGUUUUGUUCACUGGGUUCAAAUUAUAGUGCUUGAGUUAUAUCAUGGGGCAUGCAAAUUGAGAUGUAAUUAUCUCAAUUUAGUUAUAUCAAUAUCAUCGCCAUAGUCAUUAUCUA